Messenger RNA from Rhincodon typus (whale shark), 1078 nucleotides. It is a transcript of the gene phaf1, whose product is annotated as phagosome assembly factor 1. The transcript is spliced from 11 exons. Gene Ontology annotation, cellular component: trans-Golgi network; synaptic vesicle membrane; dendrite. Gene Ontology annotation, biological process: Golgi to plasma membrane protein transport. The record is from RefSeq and is a predicted model, not a curated record. NCBI's taxonomy places the organism in Eukaryota, Metazoa, Chordata, Chondrichthyes, Orectolobiformes, Rhincodontidae. The coding region runs from base 2 to 1060 and encodes 352 amino acids.
AAUGCCAUUGGCUCAGGGUGUUGCUAUUCUCCAAAAGCAUUGUCGUAUCAUCAAAAACGUGCAGGUUCUUUACAGCGAGCAGUCGCCACUCAGCCAUGACCUCAUCCUUAAUCUCACUCAGGACGGAAUCAAACUACUUUUUGAUGCUUAUAACCAGAGACUAAAGGUCAUUGAAGUUUAUGACUUGAGUAAAGUUAAAUUGAAAUACUGUGGUGUACACUUCAACUCUCAGGCUAUAGCUCCAACCAUAGAGCAGAUUGACCAGUCAUUUGGAGCAACCCACCCUGGAGUGUACAAUGCAGCUGAACAACUUUUUCAUCUCAAUUUCCGAGGGCUUUCCUUUUCCUUUCAACUGGACUCCUGGAAAGAAGCUCCAAAAUUUGAGCCCAAAUUUGCCCAUGGCCUGGCUUCCCUGCAGAUUCCCCAUGGUGCUACCGUGAAACGCAUGUAUAUAUACACUGCAAACAGUCUACAAGAUACAAAAGCUCCUAUGAUGCCACUGAGUUGUUUCUAUGGUAACGUGUAUGCAGAAACUGUUGAAGUAUUAAGCGAUUUCAUGGGACCCCUGGGCCUCCGUCUGCGACUACUGACAGCAGGUUGUGCCCCUGGAGUAUUGGCAGAUACAAAGAUGCAUACGUUUGAACGCUGUGUGUAUUUUGGGGAUUCUUGCCAGGAUGUGUUGAGUGCACUGGGAUCUCCACAUAAAGUCUUCUACAAGUCAGAGGACAAGAUGAAGAUCCACUCUCCAUCCCCUCACAAGCAGGUUCCCUCCAAGUGCAAUGACUACUUUUUCAACUACUUUACUCUGGGAGUGGAUGUCCUGUUUGAUGCCACCACACAUCAAGUGAAGAAAUUCGUCCUUCACACGAACUACCCAGGUCAUUACAACUUCAAUAUAUACCAUCGCUGUGAUUUCAAGAUCCCACUUGCAGUUAAACAAGGUGAGAUCCCUUUCUUUUGGGGAUUGUGGGGGAAGGUGCAUUGCGAUAUUUGUAAAGUAGAUAAUUCCACAAUUCAAGUCAGUUGUCCUUGGUGGAAGAGGUUGCAGCUCCAUGAUUAAAUGAUCUUCCAAGUGGGG